This is a messenger RNA of Aedes albopictus (Asian tiger mosquito), 2619 nucleotides long. RefSeq lists its product as uncharacterized. The record is from RefSeq and is a predicted model, not a curated record. NCBI's taxonomy places the organism in Eukaryota, Metazoa, Arthropoda, Insecta, Diptera, Culicidae. Gene Ontology annotation, molecular function: zinc ion binding; nucleic acid binding. The transcript has a single exon. The coding region runs from base 1 to 2619 and encodes 872 amino acids.
AUGAGGAUUGCUGAACGGAAUGAAGCUGUUACGAGAGCGAAGCUUUGUCGGAACUGUUUCAACCCUGGUCAUUACGCUAGAACCUGCGAGCGAGGAGAGUGUCAUCACUGCCAUCAAAAGCACCACUCCAUGUUGCAUACUGGAGAAACGCGAUCCUCCGUUCCAAACUCGCAGUCAAGACCGCCGACACAACCCCAACGACAGCAACAGCCACAAUCCAGUUCAGCACGAUCAAACCAACAGACACAGAACACUAACACAGCUACCUCUGCCAACUCGCAAAACACGCACACACGCCCAACCACAGAACAACCCACCACAAGCCAAAAUCUAGUUUCAUUGCCCGUUACUCCUACUCAAAGCAUACCCCUGUCAACGGCGCUCGUCAAGAUCCGUGAUCGGUUUGGCAAGACGAUGCUAGCCCGAGCUUUGUUGGAUUCUUGCUCACAGCAUUGUUUGAUGCCCAAGAACUUUUCGAGCAAACUGAGUUUUCGUGAAAUUCCGUCGCAUUUGUCGGUCCAAGGAAUUGGACCAUCCCAGUCGGUUUCUACGAAAGCAGUUACAGCGUUGGUGGAACCAAGAACCACUACUGUGUCAGAGUUUUCCGAAGAGAUGCAGUUCCACGUCCUGCCGAAGCUGACAAUAUCGCUGCCAACUGCAGCCGUCGAUUCAUCCAAGUGGAAUCUACCUCCGUCGAUGACUCUUGCUGAUCCGUGUUUCCAUGAACCUGGCCCGAUUGAUUUGAUCAUCGGAGCUGAGUAUUAUAUGGACUUGCUCUGCGAUGAACGACAGAAGGUGACGAGUGAAGGCCCAACUCUACAGAAUACGGUGUUUGGAUGGAUAGUCUCUGGUCGAAUUCCGGACAAUUGGGCAAGCAGCGUAGUCUCUGUGACCCACGUCUGUUCUACAGCAGAAACAUGCAGAACUGCCUGCACUCACUCAACAGAAGAGUCAGCUUGUGAGGAGAUCUUCGACAAGACUACAACUCGAGACAGCGAAGGACGUUUUGUUGUGGCGCUCCCGAAGAAGGAACACCUCAUCAGCCAGUUGAGAGAAUCAAGAGCAGUGGCAAUACGCCGCUUCAUGGGGAUGGAACGACGUUUCGCUACGAAUCCAGCGCUGAAGGAGGAGUAUACGAAGUUCAUCCGUGAAUAUGAAGACCUGGGACAUAUGGAGCAGAUUUCCGGUGACUCGAUAGGAGAAAAGGAGUACUAUCUGCCACACCAUGUGGUGCUGAAACCCGAAAGUACCACUACCAAAUUGCGAGUGGUUUUUGAUGCAUCCUGCCGUACGUCAAGUGGAGUUUCGCUCAACGAAGCCUUGAUGGUAGGACCUGUUGUGCAGGACGACAUCCAGGAUAUCUCGUUACGUUUCCGUUUGCAUCGUUACGCACUGGUUGGUGAUGUUGCGAAAAUGUAUCGGAUGGUUCUGCAUACUGAGGAUGAUCGCCGUUUUCUGAAGAUCGUAUGGAGAGAUGAAUCGACUGAACCGAUCCGUACCUAUCAGCUCAAGACGGUCACGUACGGUACAGCAUCGGCACCAUAUCUCGCCACAAAAUGCUUUCAGCGUUUAUCAGAAGAAGGAGAAUCAGCCUACCCUGUAGCUGCCAAGGUGGUUGGAAAGGAUUUUUACGUUGAUGACAUGCUGUCCGGCGUAGACAGCAUCGACGAAGGAAGGCUGUUGAUCCAACAAAUGAUAGCGCUACUUCAUUCUGCUGGAUUUACACUUCGAAAGUGGAACUCCAACUCUGGUGAACUUUUGAAGGCCGUUCCAGAAGAAUUGAGAGACGGCAGAUCCAUUUUGGAAUUAGAAUCUGCAACCGCUACCGUAGAAACUCUCGGUCUCCUGUGGGAGCCCGGCUCCGAUCAGUUCAAGUUCAGUACUCCGUUGUGGAAUUCAUCAUCAAUCAUCACCAAGCGAUCCGUACUUUCCGACGUUUCCCGUCUAUUCGAUCCACUCGGCCUGGUAGGCCCGGUGGUAGUACAAGCAAAGAUCUUCAUCCAAGAUUUGUGGCGGAAUCAAUGUGGAUGGGACGAGGCACUCGACGAGAAUCUGCAAGACCAGUGGCGAGAAUACAAGCGAAAUCUGGCUGGCCUUGAUACCUUGAUGAUACCUCGAUGGGUCGGCUUCAGCAAAGGUGUUGACGUCGAAUUUCACGGAUUCUGCGAUGCCUCCAAUAAGGCAUAUGGUGCUUGUAUAUAUCUGCGAUCUGUUUCAGCGUCUGGUGAAGUCUCGGUCCAUCUACUGACAGCCAAAUCACGAGUAGCUCCUCUGAACAAUCCGAAGAAGGCUGAGAAACACGAAACUACCCCUCGAUUGGAACUGUCAUCUGCCCUUUUGCUCGCGCAUUUGUACGAAAAGGUCAAAAAUGCCUUGCAUUUGGAUGCACCUUCGUUUUUCUGGACGGAUUUCAUGAUUGUGAAGUGCUGGCUGUCGUCGUCACCAUCCAGAUGGAAGCAGUUUGUAGCCAAUAGAGUCUCCGAAAUCCAGCACAUCACGAGGGGAGGAGUGUGGAACCACGUUGCUGGACUAGAGAACCCAGCUGACAUUAUCUCUCGCGGGAUGACUCCUGCACAACUGCAGUAUGAAAGGUAUGGUUUCACGGCCCCCACUGGCUGA